AUGGUGGGAAUUCUUGGUCAAGGUGGGAUGGAGACAACGAGGUUCUCAAAGUCCCUGGAAGACAUAGAGCUUGCGCAUGUGCACUCCACCCAACUUUCUAUUCCACCUCAACUUUACCGCUGCUUUCAACUGUUGCGCACGGCGACACAGGCUCGCUGCAUUAGCAGCGCUCAGAAGAAUUCGGCCGCUGCCAUCGAAGAGCGCUACGCAUGCAAAGCCUUCCUGCCCGCGCCUGUCCCCGAUGAGACGCUCAAGGAGAUCCUGAAGCUCACAUUGCGCGCCCCGACGGGCUUCAACGUGCAGCCCUAUGCGUGCGUGUUGGUGCGCGAACCAAAGGACCGUGAGAAACUAGCGGAGGCCAUGAUGGAUAGUAACAUCCGCAAGGUAAAGGAAGCCCCCGUAGUGGCGGUCUUCGCGGCCGAUCUGGAGCCAAGCAAGCGCGUUCCGCGUCUGCAGCAGCUGGCCCACGACAACGGUGCUUCCGCGGACUUCGUGGCUAACCUGCCGCACUUUGUGCGUCUGUUUUCUGGCGAGGGUGUGGUGGCAAGCGGUCUCCGUGCGGCCAUAGCGACGGCCGUGUCCCCGCUGCUGCCUGUGCCUUCCAACGUAUCGACUGAAGCAUGGGCGUUCAAGCAGACAGCACUCGCCGCUGCGACGUUCCUGUACGCCGCUCAAGCACACGAUCUGGCAACGUGUCCGAUGGAAGGAUUCGACCAGAUCCGUGUUCGAAACGCGCUGGACAUCCCGGACCGAUACGGCGUCCCGGUCGUGAUUGCUCUCGGCCACGCCAACCCGGAUGCUAAGCCCCAAAAGCCUUCAGUGAGACUGGACCCGACCGAGAUCUUCUUUGACGGCAAGUUCGGCAACUCAAGUGACAAGAUUUUCUCCGACAAGUAACACAAGUAUGGACUUUAAGCUACACAGCAACUAAGUUUUUUUUAACACACACACUUAACUUGU
Molecule: messenger RNA, 960 nt
Organism: Phytophthora infestans T30-4
Lineage: Eukaryota; Oomycota; Peronosporomycetes; Peronosporales; Peronosporaceae
Product: nitroreductase family, putative
Exons: 2
Coding region: 1-897 (298 amino acids)
Molecular function (GO): oxidoreductase activity
Source: RefSeq, a predicted model, not a curated record